Messenger RNA from Stereum hirsutum FP-91666 SS1, 3914 nucleotides. RefSeq lists its product as uncharacterized. NCBI's taxonomy places the organism in Eukaryota, Fungi, Basidiomycota, Agaricomycetes, Russulales, Stereaceae. Gene Ontology annotation, biological process: small GTPase-mediated signal transduction; cytoskeleton organization. The record is from RefSeq and is a predicted model, not a curated record. The coding region runs from base 167 to 3658 and encodes 1163 amino acids. The transcript has 11 exons. Gene Ontology annotation, molecular function: GTPase activator activity. Gene Ontology annotation, cellular component: cytoplasm; plasma membrane; cell division site.
CGCCUUCCAGACUCGCUUUAUUCCCCUUCGAGCCCGACGUCUCCAUCACAGCCUUUUCAGCACGUCUGCAUCGCUAGCCGGAUUGUCUCUUUCUUAACGGCCACGUCGUUCGCGACUAGGAUAGGACCCCCACCCGAGCUUUGAACGGAACGUGCGACGUCGAACGAUGGCCGUGCUGUCACUACCGCUCUCGUUCACCAACUCGUUCUGGUCACAGGACUAUAGGAAAGGUCUCGAGGUGCUUUACCAGAAGCUGGGACAGGGUGUCGCCGAGAAUGACGAGAUCAUAGCGUUCAUACGGGCUCGCGCUGUCGCAGAAGGCCACAUCGCUGCUGCGUUGUCGCAUCCUCCUCCGCAAGGAACUGGCUUCAACACGGAUGAUGGAGCGACGCUGCUCAUGGCCUUCCGUGGCCUGCAGGCAGAGACGGCCAAACAAGGCGAGGCGCACAGAAAUAUCUCUCAUGAGUUGCAUACCCUCGUCGCAGACCCAUUUCAGGAAUGGGCUGCCGGCUACAAGGAGAGGUUGCGGAAUAGCAAGCAUACCCUGGUGGACGGAUACCUGAGGAACUACGAGCACUCGCAGUCCGAGGUCAAUAAACUGAAGAACACGUACUUGACUAAAGUUCGCAAAGCGGACGAGGCUGAGGACGACGCGAAAUUCGCGCCUAACAACGACUUCAGCGACAAGUAUACCACCUCUCCCCGCCUAGCCCCACAGACUGGCAGCACCACCACCACCACCACAGGUGGACAACCCCCUCAACGCGGCGCCAGCAUCUCUGACCGUAUCGCCCAACGUCUCAAAGACAUCCAGCGCAGGACCGCCACUGCCACCGCCUCUGCGACCGCUUCGCCCGAAGCAUCAAAGUACGAGCUCCCUCCCGAAGACGAUACCAAUGAGAAAGAUGGUCUGCUCCCCGCAAAGGUCGACAAAGGCAAGGGCAAAGCGGUCGACUUGCCAGAGGCCCCGCCGCAACUCAGUGUGUCCCCACCCCCGUUGUCGCCCCCGUUGCCACCCUCGAAACUGGGGCUCGAGAUCCCUCCAUCGUCGCCGAUGCCGCCUCCCCCGCCUUCGCCAAUGCUCGUGGCGGGCCUUUCGCUGCCUCCUCAGGCUAUCUCGUCGCUUCUCACCCGUGCUGCCGCCGAGCUUCCUCUCCGUCCUGUGCGCUUCCCUCUCCUGGGUGAAUACCCCGACUGCUUCAGUGGCGAAGAGUUCGUCGUCUGGUUGAACGAGAACGUCCAAGGGUUUGGAGGAAGCCUCGACCGCGCUGAAGACGCUGCGAAGGACCUUACCGAGCGUGAUGGGCUGCUCCGUCGCGUGGGCGAGUUCGGAAACUCGUUCGAGAGUUCCGACGAUGCGUUCUACCAGUUCAGGACCAAGGCCUUCGACCUCGACAAGACCGUCGCCCGUCCCGCCGAUGCCGUCUCUUCUCCUCAGAAAUUGACCCCCGUGGCGGAGAACAUCAUGAAGCGCGGCAACAGCCUGUUCAACGUCGUCUCCAAAGCUCUCAAUGCGAACGGGCAGGCCGAACCCCCUCACGUUCGUGCGCGUGCCGAUGCCGAAGCCGCGGACAAGACGUAUCGUAUCGCUGUGCGCAAGCUCGACAGGCAGCGUCUCGGGCUCGAGGAACGUAUGGAGGACACGUUCAAGACUUUGCAGAAGUGGGAAGUCGAUCGUCUGCGGGCCGUCAAGACCGUUUUGCUCCAAUACCACGGAACGCUGUCGAACCUCCCGCGGUCGCUCGAGCCUAGUCUUGAGAGGUCGAACACACUUAUUUCGGCGUAUUUGCCAGAGGCGGAUUUGAAUGCGUUGAUUGAGAGGUAUAGGACGGGUCCGUUCAGGCCGCAUCCGCAUUUGUAUGAGAGCGUGAGUCAUGAUGAGAGCGAUGUGGUGUUUGGGAUCGAUUUGAGGAAGUGGUAUGAGGGCGGGUGGAGUAUGGUGAAGAGUGGGGAGGAGAGGAAGGAGGUUGUGCCGCCGGUGUUAACGGCGCUUUUGGAAGGGCUGACUGCGGCAUAUCCAAAGAUCGAGAACGAUGAAGAGAAGAGGAAGACGUGGAUCUACGAGGUUCCACUGCCCGCUGUGCAUCAUCUCAGGGAAAGCUUGAACGCCGUAGAGCCCGAGCAACCGAUCCCAACAGAGAUCCUGACGAAAUACGACCCUCCGGUGCUCGCUAGUGCCGUCAAGCUGUGGACCCUCGAGCUGGACCCUCCUCUGGCGCUCUGGGAAGGCUGGGAAGAGAUUCGUCGCAUCUAUCCUAUUGUCGGUUCUGCUGUGUUCGAAGAUGCGGCAGCGGAGGCGGCACAUCUUGAACAGCUUCAAGGGGCAUUACAGCGAUUGCCGAAGGUUCAUCUUUACGUCUUGGACGCUUUGGUGUCUCACCUGAACAAACUUAUCGAAAGCACGACCUCCGAGGAACCAAACGAGGUAUAUGUCACGAAGCUUGCGCUUUCGAUUGGCAGGACUGUCCUCCGGCCAAAGUUCGAGACGGAGAUGUCGAUUCAAGACCGGCAUCCUGCCAUGUUCUUCAUUGACCUUAUCAAGCACUACCAAGAGCUCAUCCCAACGACGCUCGCGAAGAAGAAACGCGAAUCGGAGCGCAAACUACCAAUCCGCAAACGCACCGCCCCCAUCGACAUGCGUAUGUCUCGUUCCCGCCUUUCCGUAGGCACCGACGCUCGCGAAUGGCUCGCAGCACAGCGUGCGAACGGGACUGUCCCUCCUCCCGUUCCUCCUGUGCCAUCCAAAAUCGAAACAGGCGCACCGCCUGUGACAGAAGUCCAGACCCAGCUUUCGGCUGGGACUGUACAGUCACCACCGACUGUGAGCCCGGUGCAGGAAAAACCGGAGGAAGCUGCUGAACUACCGCCGGUGUUGUCCAUUCCUGCUCCGGAACAGCCUCCUGUUCCCGAGUUCGUUCCCCCUCCGCCCCCGGUUCCCCAACAACCUCCUAUCGUCGAGGCAGCUGCUCCGGAGCCCGUGCGUCCUUCGUUCAAGGAGCCCCCUCCUGAACUCGACGACCUUCCCCCUCGUCCUCCCGCUUUCAGGGAGCCCGAUCUCGGUGACGUUUCGCCUCCGCCUCCCAGGCCUACGUUCGCCGAGCCCAAAGAAUCGAUAGACGACGUCGACCUGAAGUCCCCCUCAUCUGCAACCUUUGUCUCUCCCAGCGAAACGCCCAGGUCUUCGAGCCCCAAGAGCCCCGCCGUCCGCGUCCGGACUCCACUCUCCGCCGCUUCCCCCACCGCUCGCAAGUUUACCUCUCGAAGCCCUUCGCCACCCCCCUCCGCUACAGAAGACCGUCCCAUCGCUGGCGCGGGUAACCGUGCGUCACUCUCGAGACAUGCAUCGGGCGAAGCUAGCCGCGUCAGGGGUCCCAGGGGCUCGAGGCCACCUAGGACGGGAGGUGGGAGUAGUGUGAGCAAUAUGGUGGCGAACUUGAACAGGAAUUCAUUGGCUGGUUCGCCGACGUCGCCUAGCGCGAGGCCAACAUCUCCGCCUGGAAGUGCGACCAGUGGGGGGUUUAAGGGGAGACCGGCGAGUACUCUAAUCGAGGACCGGAGGAGGAGUUUGAAUAGGGUGGGUGGGACGACUGGGUCAAGGCCCGGGAGCUUAUCGAGGAGGACGAUGGAGAGCGACGCGGAGGAUAAUAUUGUCAAUUGAAGUGUCGUUGGAUAGGCGAUGCGAAGUGAUGCUGGGAUCUAAGUAUAUCGGGGAUGCUGACUGUUGAUAUUUUGGUUUGGGACUUGGGGCUGGGGACUGGUGUGUCUUGGAAAGGUUGGGUCCUGUGGACUGUUCAUACGUGGUCUCUAAGAUUUGUCUACAUGCUCCUUUUUACGUUUCUUUUGGCCUUGAAUUAUGUCCUUUCAUACCAUAUGCACAAUGCUUGCGUCAAUAUAUCCUAUAGUCUUCAACUAAC